UUUAUUGUUUCAAAUGUAAACAAACACACGUUUCCAAACGAGCAAAGCAUUUUCGUUGAAAAAUGAGUUCAAAAAGAGGCGAAUCGCGUCGUACUCGACCUCAGAAGCACCAGAAUACGUUUGCCUUCAAGAACGAUCUGCACGAUAAGCACACGCCGCUGAUCAAGCUUAUCAACAACUUAAAUGUGAGUGAAGUGUGUGAACAUUGUAAGAGCGUCAUCGAUUGGAAGAUCAAGUACCGGAAGUACAAACCGUUAACACAGCCGAAAGCGUGCAUCAAAUGCGGUGAACGGAAGGUCAAGCGGGCAUACCAUGUCCUGUGCCGGGACUGUGCACUUGGUAGCAGGUGCUGCGCCAAAUGUCGCAAGUCCGCAGACGAAGCGAACAUCAUUCCACCGGAACCAACCCCGCAGGAACAGGUGAAACUGAAGGCGGAGAUGGACCAGCUCAUCAAGUUACUGCCGGAGCGGAAGCGAAGGACGUUUUUGCGCUUUAUGAACCGUGGGAAAAAGAAGAAGUCAAAGAACGUAGACUCGGAACAGGAGGGAUCGGACGAUGAUGAGACUGGUGCUGAUGGAAAGAAGAAAGCGAAUGCGCCCGUGCCACGCACGAGGGAAGAACUUAUGGAAAAGUACGAACAGCUGAAGCUGGCCGCUGGAAAGGAUGGCGAAAAAGAUGAUUUGGAUGAGUUUAGUAGUGGGGAUGAAGACUACGACGACUUCAGUGAUGAAGAUUUCUCCGAUGCAUCUGAUACGAAAUAAACCCAAGUGGAAUGUAUUCGCCUGUAACCAUUUAGAGUUCGUUCAAUUACGUUGACACAAAACGAAUAUAGAAUAUAAAUGUUGUUUUAUUUACAUAUACUGUAAUACGUAAAACAGUGAGUACAGGAUCAAACCAAUUUUGAA
Molecule: messenger RNA, 905 nt
Organism: Anopheles coustani
Lineage: Eukaryota; Metazoa; Arthropoda; Insecta; Diptera; Culicidae
Exons: 1
Coding region: 63-761 (232 amino acids)
Source: RefSeq, a predicted model, not a curated record